Messenger RNA from Nilaparvata lugens (brown planthopper), 1892 nucleotides. Its product is annotated as gastrula zinc finger protein XlCGF17.1-like. The transcript has 6 exons. Gene Ontology annotation, molecular function: RNA polymerase II transcription regulatory region sequence-specific DNA binding; DNA-binding transcription factor activity, RNA polymerase II-specific. NCBI's taxonomy places the organism in Eukaryota, Metazoa, Arthropoda, Insecta, Hemiptera, Delphacidae. The record is from RefSeq and is a predicted model, not a curated record. Gene Ontology annotation, cellular component: nucleus. Gene Ontology annotation, biological process: regulation of transcription by RNA polymerase II. Bases 159 to 1478 code for a protein of 439 amino acids.
CUAAUAUUGUUCUGUUGUUUAAAACUAAUAAAGCUCCAUAGAGUUGAUUCAUUUGAGUGCUUCUAAGCAGCUGAAAAUGUUCAAUGUUAUAUAUUAAUAGAUUUAGAAGAAUUCAAUUAAUAAAGCUGUACACUGUACUAUAGAUAGACAAUUGAAAAAUGUACUCUCUGUAUUGUUUUCAGAGACAAACUACUUUCCAGAGUAUGGAGUACCAUGUUUGUGGGAAAAUUGCAAAAGUAGUUGUUAACAGACUGGAAGAUGUAUCAACAUCGAGACCACAAAUCAAAGUUCAGGUGAAAGUUGAGAAACAGGAAAGUGCUUUUGAUGACCGUGGGAUUGGAGCUGCACGUAGUGAUACAGCCACUCAGCAGAUCAAGAUCGAGAAGCAGGAGGAUGAAUUUGGAGAAUGUGAAUUUGCAACUAGCAACGUCAAAGAUGAGUCAUCCUCACACAAUGGUUCAACUUCCAAUCAGAUGGCGAGAGUUAAGCAGGAGAAUGAUAGCAGCCAAGAACCAGCGCCAGAGUGCAGCACUGCAUGCUCUCCAACUGAUGGUGAUUUCAGCCAACAACAUUAUCUAAUCCCUGGCUAUAAUCUAAUAUUCAUCAAAGAGGAAGAAUAUGUUGAGCAAGAGGCAGAAGGAUGUUCAGUGGAGAGUGAACCGGAGAUGUGGCCUUCAAACUGCAGCACAUCUGAAACUGCCAAUACAACAGAAGUGGGUGAACUGAAUGAACAUUCAAUCUCCCCCAUGGAAGAGUGCACUGAGCCAUCUGUGGCUGGCAAAAAGAUCAAGCUCUACAGCUGUUCUGACUGCAGCUAUGAAACAAGAUGGAUCUAUCAUUUGAAAAGACACAUGAGAAAACACACUGGGGAAAAGCCUUUCAGUUGUGAGUUAUGUGACUAUAAAUGUGCUCAAUCAAGUGAUUUGAUAAGACAUGUCAGAACACAUACAGGAGAAACACCUUUCAGCUGCGAGUAUUGUGACUAUAAAUGUGCUCAUUCAAGUGAUUUGAAGAAACAUAUCAGAACACACACAGGAGAAACACCUUUCAGCUGCAAGUUUUGUGACUAUAAAUGUGCUCAAUCAAGUGCUUUGAAAUCACAUAUCAGAACACAUACAGGAGAAACACCUUUCAGCUGCGAGUUUUGUGACUAUAAAUGUGCUCAAUCAAGUACUUUGAAAUCACAUAUCAGAACACAUACAGAAGAAACACCCUUCAGCUGCGAGUAUUGUGACUAUAAAUGUGUUAGGUCAAGUGAUUUGAAGAAACAUAUCAGAACACACACAGGAGAAACACCUUUCAGCUGCGACUUUUGUGACUAUAAAUGUGCUCAAUCAAGUUCUUUGAAAUCACAUAUCAGAACACAUACAGGAGAAACACCUUUCAGCUGCAAGUAUUGUGACUAUAAAUGUGCUCGAUCUGGUAAUUUGAAGAAACAUAUAAGAAUACAUCAUGGAGGAGAAACAAGUACUAGCUGAAAAUUUGUUACUUUACGUGUACUCAUUCAAAUUUAUUUUACUGUGUUUCGUAGGGUGGUCACUAAUAACAGGACAAGUGUGUUGAACAUGUGUGUACACUCAUGUCGCCAUUCAUUGUUGUGUCAUCACAGCUAAAGGCUUCAAACUAUAUUUUUUGAGGUUCUGAGUAUUGGCCCACACCUUGACUCUAUUCAAAUUGCCAGGGUCCCUCUGGGUUUGCGUCUGUGGAGGGGCAGAGUAGGGGAUGCUGCUCACAGUGUGGUGUGUGCCGGCCGGUGGUUGGAGUGGCCUUUUGGGGACGGCUGGGCUACCCGCAGUGUUCGGUGUCCUCCAGAUACACCACGGUUGUCAUCUCACAAGACUGAAAUUCUCUCCUUUCUGAGUGGUGAUAGGCCAUGCUUUUGCACUACCUGG